AUGGAUAACAGUUUUCAAAUUCAAGUCGACGAUAAGGUCGAGCACAUGUAUGUCGCCUCGUUUAGACUCCCAUCCAUCUCAUUGCGGAGUUGUGUACAAUAUUUCCGAGAAUUUCUCGAUCCAAAAGAUGAAAUUGUUCAUGCAAGGAUUCCGGUUUUCUCUCAUGAAGUUAUGAGUAUGAAUCCAGGCUAUGUUAAUGCAUAUUUUAUUCUUAAAUUAAAAGGUGAUAAAGUUCCUCCGAAGCGAAAAGUGAUUUUAGAACGAAAUUAUUCGGUGAGAAUUCUCACGAAUCUUUCCCAUUGUGCUUAUUGUCACUCCAAAUCUCACACUCGUUUACAAUGUCCUGAGGCAGGAGAGUGUAAUAUAUGUGGGAAACUUGGUCACCGUGCUUUGAACUGUGAAAGCCGGAAAAGGCGUAGCCCAGCGGCCGUUCCGAUGAAUGGACCAGUUAAGAUUUUAACUAAACCAUCGGUCGAAACCUCCCAGAAAGUUUCGGGUGAUGGUCAAUCAAAGGAACAUAACGAUAGCGCCCCUCUGGGUUUCGUUGAUACUAUUUUUGACUCAGAUGGAAAGGAAAUAUUUCAUAUAGAUCCUAAUAAAUCUUGGACUUUUCACAUUUCACAACUCAGGUUAAAGAAAACGGUCCCCUCUAAUUAUCUUGUGGCCCCCUCCGAACCAGUUGCUUGGAAACGUUACAAAGAUGGGUCUAUUCUUGUCGAUGUUGUUGCUAUCGUGGGUCAUCGCAAGGUCGGUCGUGGAUUUAGAUUAGCUGCUCGCCAUGCUCCCACAACAACUCAUCCUGACGGCGAAAUUGUUGAGUAUAUUGCAUCAGCGUUGCUGAGAACCGCCCCGGAUUUGGUUAAAACUUAUGUUUCCGCCCAUGGUCUUCCAGUUACUUUGAAUUAA
This is a messenger RNA of Candida dubliniensis CD36, 906 nucleotides long. RefSeq names its product putative non-LTR Zorro retrotransposon orf1-like protein. The coding region runs from base 1 to 906 and encodes 301 amino acids. Lineage: Eukaryota; Fungi; Ascomycota; Pichiomycetes; Serinales; Debaryomycetaceae. The transcript has a single exon. The record is from RefSeq and is a predicted model, not a curated record. Gene Ontology annotation, molecular function: zinc ion binding; nucleic acid binding.